Molecule: messenger RNA, 4983 nt
Organism: Rhopilema esculentum
Lineage: Eukaryota; Metazoa; Cnidaria; Scyphozoa; Rhizostomeae; Rhizostomatidae
Source: RefSeq, a predicted model, not a curated record
UAGGGUAUGGCUGUGUACACUUUACAUGGGAUGGUCAAUGUAACAAUGAUGCCAGAUUCACAUGGCCUAGAACAACAAAGCUACCAAGGGGUAGCAGUACAAACGAUCCAGAUUGUGGUUUUGACGCUUACAUUCUUCAUAGUUGUUUUUGGAAAUAUUGUGAUGUUGCAUUGCCUAUUGUCAAUUAAAGAAAUGAAAAAUACAACUGGCAUUCUGUUAAUAAGUCUAGUAACAACAGAUCUUGGAGUUGGUAUCUUCUGCAUACCAUUUGCCAUUGCCACAACGGCUGAUCACGAUCUUGUGCAUAGUCGAUUAUUCUGCAACAUGACGGGAUUUUCAUUGAUACUGUUUUUAGAUUCUUCGCUCCUAACAAUGGCUGUGAUAAGUGUACAAAAAUAUAUGACAAUAGGAUACUCGCUGCAGCCACGAUUUACUAGAAAGCAUGCCUUGUAUGGCAUUUUAGCAAUAUGGACGAUAUCUCUACUGUUCGCAUCAGCGCCUGCUGUUGGCUGGGAUUCUUACGCACAUAGUACCCAUGGCCAUCAGUGUGCACCGUCUGGAAGAUAUCUGCUAGGUCUUACAUAUCAAGCAGCUUCACUCACAUGCUGCCUUGUGGUACCGACAAUCACUAUGAUGUACUGUAAUGGCAAAAUUCUAAUCUUCCUAAGAGCGCAUAUGUCCAAAAUGAAGGCUAGUGGCAUUUCUCGGUCGCGCUUCUCAAAACGGCCCGGUGUCUCAGCAGCUGAACGUCGUAUGGUAAAAACAUUAAUGCUUAUGAUGCUAUUGUUUUUUAUCAGCUGGUCUCCGUGCUUUAUCUACAUGGGCAUGGAAAUAGCACAGGCAAAUUAUCCACCCUAUCUAGAAGACAUAGUAUUAGAUUUUGCAUUUGCCAGCUCAGCAGUCAAUCCUAUUUUGUAUGCGAUGAGACAUCGCGAAUUUCGGAAGGGAUUCAAACUUUCGAUUUUAAAAUUAUGCCGUAUGACCGAGAAUACAGACAAUCAGCAUACAGGCGAUGAGCAUUGUGUAAGAAAUGCUUUUACAGUGAAUAUUCGUUUACAAGACAUGCAUAGUUCGGAAACAUUAAUUUGAUAACGUAGAAGAACCACAAAGGCAAGAAAUGAAGUGAAAUAAUCCCGUUUGUCUAUUGAUGUUGGAAGAGGGCAGAGUCAAUUAAAGUAGCAUACUGUGAUCAAUACCCAAGAGAGUUGCACUAAAAACGUUGUAACUCGAAGCAUUUUUAACCAAAUGACAUCUAGAUUGGAAAAUCAUAGAUCCUUCGGAUUCAAGACUGUCGCAACUGCCACAAGAUAACUCGUGUUGUUUGUUUUUGGAAAGCAAGGUUUUGUCCAUGCGACAGGCCACAAUCUCAAUUAUGCUGCAGUUGUACCAAUACAGUUCAAAACCCUUACUUCGAUUAUGGUACAGAAUUGGUGGCACCGCGUCAGCUUAUAACUGUGAUGGCAGAAGAUUUAAAUGAAAUGGCUUCUACCUUCUGUUAUUUUGUUAUGGGCGUUUCGUUGAAAAAGAUAACUUCUUUUUAUUUGAUAUGUUUUUGCACAAUAGGGAGUUUACAAUUCCAUUGUUUUUUUUAGAAUCACGAUCGAUUAAAAUUAAAUAAAUGUAUUGAAAUUUAUAACCACCCUUAGAGAUUAUUAUGAGUACAAUACAAAUACAAUUUUGAAACCUCGUAAUUUCUUUUCUGAUAGGUUUGCCAUUUUCCAUUAAUAAUAAUUUGGGUAGUCAAAGUCAUUAAAAUUAUAAGUCUAUAUUUAUAGAAAUAAAUGAUAAUAAUUAGUUUCAAAACAUAAUAGUUGCAUAAUCUUGAAGUUGAUUCUGCUAAAAUUUUAGGGAAACAUUUAAAAAAAAAAUAAUGCAAUAGAGUGCUUGAGUGCAAUGUUAUAAAAAAUUAUAUUUUUGUAAUUUUUGACUUUUAAAUACAUUUUCAAAUACCACUGAAAAUGAAAAAUCAGUUAAAUAGUUUAAAAAUUCGGUAAGAUUAUACAAAUAUAAGACUUGUUUUAUAGCAAUUGUAACUGAUGUUGCACAUUUAGUGGUAUUUUAAAGUGUUCCUUCAGGAUAAGUGGUCAGAAGAGACAAAUUUCCAAAAAUAUAAUAUAUUCUUAGACAUACAUAAUGGAUUUUCUCACUAGAUUAUAGAAUUGAUUUUUAUGACGUCAUCUCUUAAGUACUCUAUAAGUAUAACUACUUGAAACAUUCUCAAACUGCAGGUGUAGGUACGUGUUUUCAUUUCUUCGUUUGCACCAUUCAAACGAAGACGGACACUGUGAAUGGGUGACAAGUCAAUUGAUUUUUUUUGGAAGUUAAGCAGGCUUCUUUGAAUGGAAUAAAAGUUAUCUGGUAUUGUAGACCAGAUCUGUGCAGACAAAGAAUGCUAGAUUAAUCUUGUUUCUCCUUAAAUGUUGGAAAAACAAAUCUUCGCAGUUUUCAUUGCAGAUAUUAUGCGGCAUUUCUCUGAUAUCAUAGGAUUCCGUUUUUCAAUAUAAAUUUGAAGGAAAACACUACAUCUAAACACAAUAACAUGUGUUUUUCAAUGUGUCUUUUCCAUCCUUUUUUCUCAAAUGUUUCUUACCAGUUGUCAGUAAAAUUUAUUAUGUUUUGUGAAAUAUAUUUAGGAAAUUCUUUGCUGCUUCUGCGCUGCCAAUCAACGUUAUAUCACUGAAAUUGGUUGCUUUUGAAGAUUCAUAGCCCUGUGUUCUUUAUCGGGUUUCAAAUGCAAAGGAAAUUAAACAUUUUUAAAUAAUUAAAGACAUAUUGUCCGUAUUGCUUUAAGCGUCGUAAAUAAGGUCAAUGGAGAGCCGUUGCCCCUCAGAGAGAAAGUCCAUUAGCAGGUUUUGUUUCAUAUCAAAUGUUUUGACUGCAAAAUUUUAUGUUCAGAUGUUUUAAAAUGUUUAUGAAAUGUUGUUUUAAAUCUUAGUGCAGUUCCCUCAAUAAAUGAUAUCAUCGAUAAAUCUUCAAGACUUCAUUAAUUUCUAAUAGGCAAUGUAAAAAUAUGAAGGCCUGACUACGAAAUCCUUACAAAGAAACAAGAUUUGGAUCGAAUUUUAUGUUGAGAAAAACUUUUCGAAACCUACCAACCACUACCCAUCUCCCCGCAUACCUAAUUCACGCAGAUAAAAUAACUUUUGGUCGAAUCAUGAACACUCGUCUGUGACAUGAAUCGAUGAAACUCAUGCCUCUCUCUAUCGUGCUCCUCUGACAAUUUUGUUAAGAAUAUCUCUGACUGUAUUCGACUAUGAGAGAUGCUGGAUAAUCAAAACCCUAGACGACAUGCAUGAAGAGUGACAAAUUUAGGAAUAAAUGCAAAAGGAGAAAUUUAAAAAUCAAAGUGAUGACGUAAUAAAGGCUGAGCCGAGUCAAAAGAAUGCUUGUACCUUUUCUGUCAGUCAGUGAGGGUCAGUCUAUCAGUCACUGCACUAAAUAUUUGAACAUUUUCUAUUGCAUCAUCCUCUCCCCUUUCAAAGAAUGUUGCUUCAAGCCAAUAUUUCAACGACGUGAACUUCGCAGGGAAUUCACAUUGAAAUAUCGUUGGCAAAAAUAUCGAGGCAUUUGCAGUUUGGUUUUAGGUUAUCACAGGUGAAUUCGCAUGAAAGUAGGAAAAAGGUCUCAUUUUUCGCAGCAACUGAUUACCAACCGGAGCACGAACGAUUAACUUGUGUUCUGAGAAAAUAAUUCAUAAACAUUAGCCUAGCUGCAAUUUUGAAAAUUUGCUUUCUAGCGGUGUUUUCUACCGGGAAUAGCUAUUUUUGAAUAAACAGCAUGAUGUUCCAAAGACUUUGUCCAGGAUGGUUAAUGUUGAAACUUUCAGCAUUUUUAGGGAUAAUUUUCGAUUUUUGCUUAAAUUUUUUAGACAUAAUGAACUUCUUUAUUGAAGUGCUUGAAAUGCUAAAAACGGUGCUUUUAGUUUUGAUAUCAACUUUUAAUACACCAAUUCGACAAGAAAUCUGGAGCAACAGAAUUUACAGUAUAAAUUAGAAGCAUUGUACGGUAUUUGUAUUGUAUUGCAUUGUAUUGCAUUGUAUUGUAUUGUAUUGCAUUGUAUUGUAUUGUAUUGUAUUGUGUUGUGUUGUGUUGUGUUGUGUUGUGUUGUGUUGUGUUGUGUUGUGUUGUGUUGUAUUGUAUUAUAUUGUAGUGUAUUGUGCUGUAUUAUGCUGUGUUGUUCUGUAUUGUGUAUUUAUAGUGUAUUUAUAGCGUAUUAUGCAAAGUUUUGGAAUAUUUGUAAAUAUGGGUGUGGAGGCAACUCAACAACGUUAUGAUUUUUGCCUCCAUCUCAACAAUGAUCGACUUGAGUUUUGCAUUUAAUUUCAAUUUUGAUAAAAUUGCAUACUCAGCUCGAGCAGUCUCAUUAAUGAAAUUAUAUUUAACAAAGCCUUUAUUUACCAAUCUGAUCUGCUUGGAAUUAUAUAUUUGAAGCGAUUAGUAUAUACAUGAAACUAUAAGUAGUUAAUGAUUCAUGGUAACCUGCGCAAACUUUUGGCAUUAGUUUGCAUCAGCAAUUCGGGUCCUGAGCCUUUGCUUUCAGGUUUCUCGGCACAACAUUUGUCAUAUACGUACAAGCACUGUCAAUAAUUACAGAGUCAAUCAUUGUUUUUUCAGAAAUAAAUAGUUUCCAAGAUUAUAGUUGCUUCAAGAUUGAAAGUAAAAGAGAGCAUCCAACAAAAUUGUGUUUUCUGUGUGCAGCAAAAUAUUCAGCAUUUUUGAUAGUCUUAGAAUUUGCAGGACCAAUGGCUGCGUUUGACUACAGCUUCCUCGUUUGUCCUUAUCACCUUCCAGCUCGAAAGCUCCCGAAUUUUGCUUGUUAUACUUGUUUUCUUUCAAUCUUGGUCAAAAUUAUAGUUGGCAGGUCUGAUCAAAACUAUUAAUUUACAUAUGCUUUCUUUUUUCCCAUCAAAGAGUGAAGGAUUCAGGUAGUAGCAAAACUGCGACAGAUGUAGUUAGAAGAGACUUACAAGCAUUGUUUAGAUA